Argentina anserina (silverweed cinquefoil) is the source of this 2370-nucleotide messenger RNA. RefSeq names its product lignin-forming anionic peroxidase-like. The record is from RefSeq and is a predicted model, not a curated record. Gene Ontology annotation, biological process: response to oxidative stress; hydrogen peroxide catabolic process. Lineage: Eukaryota; Viridiplantae; Streptophyta; Magnoliopsida; Rosales; Rosaceae. The transcript has 4 exons. Gene Ontology annotation, molecular function: heme binding; peroxidase activity. The coding region runs from base 1390 to 2370 and encodes 326 amino acids.
UCCAUUGAACCCUUGCCAUUCGACCCGGAACUUACAUAACUCAACGACGUCGUUUUAAGCCACCUUCCCCAAGAACACUUUCUUGCCAGAGCCCAAAUCACAACUCUUUCCGAGCAAAGGCUUCAACUCCGGCGAAGCAAACUAUCUAACCGGACGCCGGUCAAUUAUUUUCAGCUAUGAAUCAAAAAUUCGGGGGAGGAAAGCUGCCGACCGGCACUCCCUCGUUUGCUUGGUCCAGCGUCGUCGUCGUCGCCUCGCUUCUCGCCGGAGCCUCCAUCGUCCACAGUCUCUACAAACCUGAUCUCACAUUGCCUCCUAUGGAUAGUGUUGAUGUGAGCAAGGAGAACCAGCCUGCGAAGAAAGAAUGAAACUGCUUUUGCUUCAAGUGUUUUCUGCUUUCGCCGAUCGGCUGUGUUUGAGUUGUAAACUUGUUUUCGCAUUACGACUGUUUCUCUUUCGCAUUUGUUUGUUUGAUUACGAUAACUUUGCUGCUGCAUAAGAGUUGAAGAGAAAUUCUAUAGGAGUACUAAGUCAUAGUUUGUAUAAUUCACAAGGUCAGCUAUAACGAACUAGUAUAAUAUGAUUGCAGAACAUCAAUGACAGCUUGAGAUCUUUCAUGAACAAGAAGUGAUGUUAUCCGAUUAGGCGAUACGGUUUACAGCUAACACCUGAGUUCGGCGGAUGCUUGAGCAUGUUUAAAGGAACAUUAUAUCUUAGUCAAAUUAGCCGAGGCAUUCAAAUGUACACAUAUGGGGAUCUUUCCUAUGGGCUCACUCUGGCUUUUUGUGGUUUUUUUUCUUCAUUUUCGGAUUAAUGUACUGGUGAAAUUACUUGGUAGAAGAAUAAAAUGUGGGCUGCUAUAUUCAACUCAUCCAGGCCAGGAAUUUUCCUACUCUUUAUUCUGACUUUACAUAUAUGAUGCCCAAAUGCAUGCAUGGAGAUAAGCUAUUUUCAUUUCAUUUACAACUAGAGACAAUAAUUGCAGUAAGACAGAGGCUACCGAGGUCUAGUUCUAUUAUUUGUAUAUGAUUACCUUUCAUUUUCAGUUUGACAGCAUCUAACACUUCUAGAUAAGAAUUGUCAAAUGAUAACACAUGUAAAAAACGAAGACUUGUUUGCCAGCCAAAUCAGAAUGGGUCAUUUUCAGAAUUGAACUGUGAUAUUGUUCAAUGGGGGACGCGUUAGCAGUAAAUAGUGACCAGGGCAAACCUUAUGGUCUACUUUACUCAAAAUUGCCCUAUAAAUAGAUGUGAGCUAUUACCAACUCUCCAUCACCUUCAAACCUUCUCAUUUCUUCAACUCCAUUUGCAGUAUUAGUUGCUUUAAGUACAAGUUAUUACCCACUAUAUUGGUUUUGGUAUUGAGUGGGGAAGUUUACUUUCAAAUUCAAUGAUAAAGUCUUUUAGCUCCAGUGCAAAUGUUGCCUCAGUUGCAGUGCUGUUGUUGCUUGCCCUGAUGAGUACAACUAGCUCAGCUCAGCUCUCCUCCACAUUUUAUGACAGCACCUGUCCAAAUGCUCUCGCUACAAUCAGAAAAUCCAUAAGAACAGCAGUCUCAGCCGAACGCCGGAUGGCAGCCUCCCUAAUCCGCCUGCAUUUCCAUGACUGUUUUGUUCAGGGUUGUGAUGCAUCAAUCUUACUUGACGAUACUGAUUCCAUCACAGGCGAAAAGAACGCACUGCCUAAUUUAAACUCUGUGAGAGGAUAUGAUGUCAUAGAUAAUGCCAAAUCUGAAGUGGAGAAACUAUGUCCUGGUGUAGUUUCUUGUGCAGAUAUUGUCUCCGUGGCUGCUAGGGAUGCUUCAGUUGCUGUUGGAGGUCCAGACUGGUUAGUGCAGCUUGGAAGAAGGGAUUCGACAACAGCAAGCAAAGCUCUGGCUGAAAGCUCGCUUCCCAGUUUCUUAGACAGCCUUGAAAGCCUUACGAGGAGAUUUGAUGGUUUAGGCCUGAAUGUCAGAGACUUUGUUGCGCUCUCGGGUGCACAUUCAAUUGGACAAGCUCAGUGCUUCACAUUCCGCGGAAGAAUCUAUAGUAACACCAGUGACAUUGAUGCAAAUUUUGCUCGAACUCGCGGACGAAAUUGUCCAGCAGCAGCCAAUGUUGGUAAUGCAAAUUUGGCAGCACUUGAUUUGGUGACACCUAACCAAUUGGACAACAACUACUUCAAGAACUUGAUCCAGAAGAAGGGGCUCCUUGCUUCCGAUCAAGUUCUCUUUAGUGGAGGAAACACAGACAGCAUUGUCUCGGAGUAUAGCUCAAAACCUGCAAACUUCAAGGCUGAUUUCGCGGCUGCUAUGAUUAAGAUGGGAAACAUUAACCCUCUCACUGGCUCAAAUGGGCAGAUAAGAAGCGUUUGUAGUGCUCUAAACUAA